Molecule: messenger RNA, 1974 nt
Organism: Prorocentrum cordatum
Lineage: Eukaryota; Dinophyceae; Prorocentrales; Prorocentraceae
Source: the annotation of a GenBank genome assembly
AUGGGCAUGAAGGCGCCGAGACGGAUCAGAGGCAAGAGAAAAGCCGACGAUGUCGGCGAGGGCUGGGUGUGCCUCGCGGCCGAGCAGCGCGAGCCGCACGAGCUGACGGACGCGGGCUUGGUGGAUGCUCCUGCAUCCCCGAGCGGGGACGAAGGCGAAACGGCUGUGCGGACAGAGUUGUUUGAUUGCCUGGAGAAGGAAGUUAAGGGCUUCGCCACGGGGGUUUCGCUCAUGCGCCCCAAGCGGGACAGCGAGGGCAAGUGUAGAUUUGCUUGCGGCCUAUGCCCGUUCCGAUCGUUCUCGACGCAGCUGCUCUUACGCGCUCACGUCUCCAAGUACCACGUCAGGGAGACGCGCUUCGUGGCGUCUGGUACGAAGCAGUUCAUAGUCGUGUGCGCGCUGUUCGAUAACGACUGGCUCCUGCGAGCUCCAAUCGGCAACCUGCUGAAGCGGUCUGCGACGACCAUGCGCGAGACAGUAUCUCCCGCUGUUCAUCGCGGACAGAACGCGGUUGACAAAGACGUUGUCCUUGUUCUCGACGACGACGGGCCGUCGUAUCAUAACAAAGCUGCAGUAGGGCGGAGUCUCGCGUGCAGACGAGUGGGGUACACUUACUAUACCCGUGGCUUCGCGGACAUAGUGAUGCAGGAAUCCUUGCGCCACCAUGGGCGCGUUUGCCCGGCGAUGCUGCGGACGUGCGCUCGCGUCGUGGAGCAGGGCUCUGAGUUGAGUAGCAUGCUGCCGACGCACGUCGACCACUGGCUAAAGCUCAUGGAAGACGUGUUCAACAGCGUGCACGUAGAGAAGCGCAGCGCUGCGUUGAUGGAGGAAUGCCGGAAACAUGAAGAAUUCCUCCACGUCUCCAUGGACGCCGCCAUCCGCAUUCUGCGCAGGGUCAAGGGCCAAGCAGACGAUCGGUCCUCCCAAGCAGUGCGAGACGCAGCGCCCGUGCCAGACGUUGACGCCAAGCGCCGCGUGCUGACCCUUGCGGGUCGAACGGGCGCGGCGCUCGGCGUUUUCUUGACGAGGGACGAGGCAUCUGACGAAAUAGCCGGAGCGAUUGCAGGUCGUUGGUCGGAGGCGUGCAGAUCGCAGACUGUGUCCGUUGGCAGCGACCAGCCGAGCAGCGCGUUAUACCGCGCGUUGCGAAGCUCGUGCUUCUCCAACCUAGUUUAUCUGAGCCUCGACCCGGUUCAUUUGCCCAUCACGUACGAGGAGACGCACUGGAGGGAAAAGACAGUGGGAUCGAAGCUAUUGCGCAUAAUCAUGGUUAAGUUCACGAAGGUAGACAGCACGCUGCCGGCGCAAUUCUGGGGGGCGCCGUUCGACGGAACGAACGCGCCUGUUCUGCGACCCAUAGAGGAGCGCGCGCGACGGCAGAUACUCGACCAUUCUCUGUCGAAGCCGCGAGCUCAAUAUGUGAUUGAUAAUGUGAACGCCGAGCUGCCAUGGAGAACGACGCAUGAGUUCAUAGAAUCUAUCGCCGCGUUGAGUGCGUUGGUUCCAGAAGAGCUUGCCCGUCGCACUCACGUGAACAACGUUCAGCUUAAGAGGUUGCUUUACAAUGCUACCGCUUCAGCUCGGAUGCAAUGGUUUUUUAACAACCUCCGGUUCAGGCAUUCCUUGCCGGCGGCGCGCUUAGCUCUGCUUGGAUCUGGCACGUCGGUUAACGAAUCCUUCAACCACGAGAGCAACACGUGGUUUCGCAAUCAGGGGGACAUCUACGCGUCGACGGCGGAGCUUCAACUUAGAAUUGGAUUCCUGGGCAAGCUGCAGGCCCACUGUUGCGCGCUGUAUUCGCCGACGCUGCGGCAGCUGCGACAGGCCAACGUGCUAUCGCGAAGCAUUCUGGCUUGGGCUUUUCCUCGGGAUGAGUGGAAUGAUUACUGCUCACUCCAGGCGCAGUGCGGCACCGACGUUUUGGCGCCUGCGCGACUUCCGCUGCGCGAAGCCCGGCAGAAGGUUGCGCGGUAG